Funneliformis geosporum is the source of this 1488-nucleotide messenger RNA. NCBI's taxonomy places the organism in Eukaryota, Fungi, Glomeromycota, Glomeromycetes, Glomerales, Glomeraceae. The record is from the annotation of a GenBank genome assembly.
AUGGUCGCAAUGGACGGGAAAAAAGUCACGGUCACCUAUACUGAUGAAUUCGGUAUUUGGCAACAUCUUGCUGACGAAUUUCGACAACACUUUCCUCUUCGAAAUUUACACUGGAAGUCGGCAAAAGGUCCUUUGCGUAAUAUCCAAGUAUUGGGCGUAGAACUAAAACGGUUUAACCCAGAUACAACAGAACAGUCUCACAUGAACCCCGAAACUUUACUCGAAAAACCAUACCUAAAUUUAUAUUUUGUUAAUUGUGAUGAUAAUGAAAAAUAUCGUCAAAUAGUCAAGAACAAAAUUCGGGAAUGGUUAAACAUUGUGGAUUCUAAACGAAAACAAGAAUGGCUAAUUGUUUAUGUUACCAAACAAGAAACUAUGAGAAAUGCCGCUAGAUAUUUUAUGAAAGGGACUGUUUUUGAUAAGAUCAAAGCAGAUUUUAAUUCAUCAAGACGUGAGAGAUGCGUGCAAUUAAGAUUAGCUGAAAAUGAUUCUGAGGAUUAUGAAGCUUGGCAAGAAUUAAUAACUAAAAUUAAAGAAGGGAUCUUGUGUAGUUUUGACCAGCAUGUGAUAACUUAUGAAGAAGAAAUUAAAAAGUUCGACUCUCAAAGAAGCAUAGUCGGAUGGAAUUAUUGUAGAUCUUUUAUUUUAAAAGAAAGAUUGGCCUUGACCUUUGAAAUUAUGAAUUUAUUUGAGGAAGCUUUGGUUCAAUAUGAUGAAUUAGAAGCAUCGUUUUUCCAAGUUUUGAAAGACAGGGCACUUGCUUGGUUUGGUAGCUUUGGUGCUACGGACCCAAAUGAUGAUAGUGAUAAUAUCUUGGAUAUUAAAAAGAAACAAUAUAGAGAUCUUAUAAUGCAAAAUACAACUUCUGAAUUCGAUUUCAGAUGUUAUCUUUUCGCGAGGCAAUGUCAGUUAUUAGGGAGGUUACAUAGACCUGUUGAUAUAUGUCGGAGGGCGCAAUUUUUCAUUUCAACCUUUUGCAGGGCAAUUAAAGAGCAUCAAGCAAAUAUAGGAGAGCAUUUUUUAGAAUCAUGGAUCUUUUCAUCAUGUAUGAGUGUUGUUAACGAAUGUGAGGAAUUGGCUCCACUAACUUCAAUGGAUGAUUCAAGCACGAUCGCAUUCAACGCUGCUAAGGGAGAGCUAUUAGACUUGGCAAGAAAACAGCUAGAUAAAAUUGGAAUUUAUUACGAUCAUUUGCCAUCUUUGCUUCCGUUUACAGCAUCACUAGGUGACGUAAUUCCUCCAGCUACUGAUGAAGAGGGUAAAGCCAAAAAAAAUUUCUCUAUUACGAAUAAGGAAUUGCAAGAAGCCAUUAAUUCGCAAAAUGAUUUUGAUGUACUUUAUUUAUCGUUGACAAAUAGAGCACUUGGAGCUUAUGAAGGUAGUGCACGUCUUCGAAGUGUAUUGCGAUUACAAGGAGAUGUUGCUGCAUUACAUUUUGAUGGAAGAUAUUCCAUGGCGUUAUGGAGAACAAGGAUGGACAGUUGUUGA